Messenger RNA from Parnassius apollo (apollo), 273 nucleotides. NCBI's taxonomy places the organism in Eukaryota, Metazoa, Arthropoda, Insecta, Lepidoptera, Papilionidae. The record is from the annotation of a GenBank genome assembly.
AUGAAAUCCAAUGUAUUUUCAAUAUGUCUGUUGGUUUUCGAAUUUGUUUUCGUCACUUCAAUACCCGUAAAUGGAUAUUACGCUAAUCCCGGUCAAGUGUGUUACCUCAUUGACAACUCUUUCAGUCAACAGAACGAUAAUCCAUUACAGAAACAAAUGCUGCUUGCAGCAUAUUCGCAACCUCUAAAUACUAUUGCUGAAUUAAACAACAAGAACAAGCAAGUCAAGUACAAAUUCGCCAGCAUCGUCAACGAGUCCAAUCCCGUAUCCUAG